This is a messenger RNA of Funneliformis caledonium, 371 nucleotides long. Lineage: Eukaryota; Fungi; Glomeromycota; Glomeromycetes; Glomerales; Glomeraceae. The record is from the annotation of a GenBank genome assembly.
AUCCAAAACAUUCAUUACCUAUUGACAUUAUGGGAUCUCAUAUACCAGUAGUUAAGGAAAGGGCAAAAUUAGAAUUAAGAGAUCCUGAAAUAUAUCGUGACAAAGUACCUGAUAAGCGGGCAUAUGGUAACCCUUAUAAAAAUCCCGACAAAUAUAAGAAAGCUGUUCAGCAACGUCGAGCUCCAAAUAUGCCUCCAAAAGAGCGACAAAGAUUAUUAACGGCUCCUACGGGAAUCGUUUUUAAUUGUUUAACCGAGAAAGAGAUUUUACCUUUUAAUAUAGUACCCGGAAGACAAAUAAUUAAACAUACCGAAAGUACACGUAAAUACUUCGUUGCCAAGAAAUCCUUUGGAGGUUGUUCCAGUAGUUAA